Messenger RNA from Engraulis encrasicolus (European anchovy), 3850 nucleotides. RefSeq lists its product as uncharacterized. Lineage: Eukaryota; Metazoa; Chordata; Actinopteri; Clupeiformes; Engraulidae. The record is from RefSeq and is a predicted model, not a curated record. Gene Ontology annotation, molecular function: GTP binding; protein binding. The coding region runs from base 119 to 3850 and encodes 1243 amino acids. The transcript has 5 exons.
UUCCUGCCCUGUGAGAGUUUCCAUUUCGAUUCCUGAUGCCAUCAGAGAAGAGUGUAUGACCAGAACCCUCCCUCCUCCCCUGUGACUGAGGCAACAGGUACAGAAUUGUGCAUGAAGAAUGGCAUCGUCUGCUGAGGACAUCAUAGAGACUGCUGCCCUGGGGAGGCCGUUUACUCUUGGGAUGCUGUACGACUGCAGAAAAGAUUUCCUUGUUCCAGGUGUUACAUUGUGGGAUAAUGAGGACCUGCAGCAGAAUACUUGUCAAACAAGACAACAAAACACAGAAUUCAAUAUCACAGCAUCAGACUCCAUUGAUGAGAAGUCAAAUUCAUUGAAUGUAUCUGGAUCUCUGAAACUAAGUCUCCUGGGAGGACUAGUGAAUGUGUCAGGAUCAGCUAAAUACUUCCAGGACACAAAGAAAUCUCAUAAACAACAGCGGCUCACUCUUCAUUACAAAACAACAACAAGAUAUGAAUCCCUAACAAUGUCUCAUCUGGGUCGUGGACAAGUACCCCAUCCCAACGUGUUUAAAGAUGGCACAGCCACACAUGUUGUCACUGCCAUCUUGUACGGGGCCAGUGCUUACUUCAUGUUUGACAGAGAAUCAUCUAACGACGAAGACAAGAAACAUGUUGAAGGGGAAGCCGAACUGAUGAUGGAUAAGCUGAAAUUCAUCAAAAUAAGUGCACAGGCUUCUUUUGACAUGGAUGAAAGAGAGAAAUCUGCCGUGGAAAAAUUCAGUUGCACGUUCCACGGAGAUUUCCAUCUUACCAGCAAUCCAUCAUCAUUUAUCAAGGCUAUGGAAGUUUACAGACAACUGCCAAAGUUGCUUGGAGAGAAUGGAGAGCAUGCUGUUCCCGUCAGGGUGUGGAUGUACCCUCUGGUGAAGCUGGACUCAGAAGCUGCAAAACUGCAAAGAGAAAUCAGCAACAGCCUCAUCACAUACACAUCAAGAGACAUAGAGCAUUUAAACAACACCGAGAUGAGAUGCAAUGACCUGCUGAAGAACACAGCAGCAAAAACUUUUCCUGUCAUGGAGGAGAAGCUUCGUACUUUCAUGCAAAACUGCCAUCACUACAAGCUUGAGUUUGUGCAGAAUCUAGGGUCAGUGCUUCCUUCUAUCCGAGGGGGUGGACAAGAGGAGAGUGCCCUUGCAAACAUCCUUAAGGCACAUGAGAAAUCUCCAUUCAACAGCAAAAACCUGGAUCAGUGGUUGACCCUGAAGGAAAAGGAAUCAGACACAAUUGCUUCCAUCCUCAAGCAGCUGGAGAAACUAGGUGCAAAAUUAGAUGACGACUUGGAUGAUCUUUUAUCUGAUUUAGACAUCACAAAUGUUGUGAGCUUCACAUUUACCUCCAUAGACCAACCUGAUAGCAGCCUCAUGAAACAAUUGCAUUUCCUUACUCCAGCCGGAAUGAUGAGUGAAUGUCCAGAUACUCGACAGACCAGAAAUACAACUCGCAAGAGAACAUUUGACGCUCGAGAUACUAUGAAACCAUCCCAUCCUAUGAACGAAGAGUGGCUCUCUGCUCAUACAAAACAAAUUAUGAGGAGACAGUUACAACUGUUUAAACAUUUGAAGGAGCAGUUGGACAGCAGUGAUGACACCAAAUUCAUUGUUGCAUCCAAAUAUGAUGAGCGUUUCCCUGGAGCCUGUAUAUUCAUAUAUGAAGAUGGGAGUGAUGAGCCUGUCCGCUUCAUUCCUCCAUCCAAACCUGCCACUCCAUCCACCUCUGAUGUAUCAUAUGACAGAUUCACAGUUGGGGUAUCAGACCCAGACUCUACCACUGUGGAAUACCUAGUAGAAUUCAAAAGGAAGCAAGAGGGAGAUUGGACAGCUUACUCUGUGCAGAACAAGAACACAGUAACUCUGUUAGGACUGCAGCCAGACACUGAAUAUGAGAUCAGAGCCACAGCUGUGGGUAAACUCGGGUACUCUGUCAGCAGUUGUACUGUCAGUAUUUUAACUGACAUUAGCCCACCAACCGAUUUGGAUGUAAGUGAAAAGAAGGCACAAUCCAUCACCUUAACAUGGAGGAAUCCAUCUGACCAACAAUAUCAAUCUCUACGUGUUGAGUACAGAAUGAAGCAGGAGACCGGAUGGACAGCUCACCCUGUGCAGAAGAACCAGGAGACAGCAACUCUGUCAGGACUGAAGCCAGACACUGAGCAUGAGAUCAGAGUUAUAGCUGUGGGUAAACUUGGCUAUGUCAGCAGUGAUGUUUUGACUGCUGUAACCAAAGCCCUUAGCCCUCCAACUAAUGUUAAAGUAACCCGUGAGGCAAACUCUUUCACCAUAACCUGGUCAAACCCAGAACAUUAUGAAGAUCUUAAACAGUACAUUGUUGAGUAUAAGGAGGGGAUCAGCAGUGACUGGCAGAAAGAAGAAACUAAAAAAGAGGUGUACACUUUUACUCUGAAGAACCUGAAACCAUAUACCAACUACUCCAUCAGGAUGUGCACCGAGGCUGGUAGAGAAGUGAGCAAACCCGGAGAAGAGAUGGUGACUACAACCAAGGAAUCAGCAGGUUCCAGAUAUGAAAGGCAACACACAGCUCUGGACAGAAACAGGUUCACUCCUCUGCCAGGUACCCCACCAGUGUAUCUGCUGGAUAUGAAACCAGCAGCAGGUCCUGUGAACAAGAAGGAAUUUGGAGAAGCAUCAUGCAGUAAUCGAUCAAACAAAACCAUCAUGCUUGUUGGUGCCACUGGAUCUGGCAUGACAACCCUCAUCAAUGGCAUGAUCAAUUAUGUACUAGGAGUUGAGUGGGAGGACAACUGGAGAUUUAAAUUGAUAGAUAAAGAGACCAAUAAAUCACAAGCACACAGUCAGACCUCCGAGGUGACAGCCUAUCAGAUUCACCACACAGAUGAUUUCAAAAUUCCAUAUUCACUCACAAUCAUUGACACACCAGGGUUUGGGAACACCAGAGGAAUCAAAGGAGACAAGGUGACCACAGACAGAAUUAUACAGUUCUUCACAGAUAAGGAUGGCAUUGAUGCAAUUGAUGCAGUGUGUUUUGUAGUGCAGUCUGCUUCAGCUCAUCUGACACCGAAACAGAAAUACAUCUUUGAUGCCAUCCUCUCUGUGUUUGGGAAGGACAUCGCCAGCAACAUCAUCACUCUGGUCACCUUUGCUGAUGGACAAACUCCUCCAGUACUGGAAACCAUCAAAGAGGCCAACAUUCCAUGUGUCUCACAGACAGACGGAUCCCCUGUCUAUUUCAGAUUUAACAAUUCUGUUCUUUUUGCCGAGAACAAAAGAAGCAGUGAUGAGGGAGACUGUGAUCACAUGUUCUGGAAAAUGGGAAAGGCCAGCAUGAAAAAAUUCUUCACUCAGCUAGGCAAAAUGGAGACCCAGAGUCUGACCCUGACAAAGGAGGUUCUGCAACAGCGAAAACAGCUGGAAGCAACCAUUGAGGGAGUGCAGCCACUCAUUCGAAUCAUGAAGGAAAUACAAAGCACACAAGCUGUUCUGGAAGAACACAAGACCCAAAUGGAAGAGAAGAUGAAUAUAGAACAAAGUAUUGCAAAGUUGGAAAAGGAAUAUCACCAAGUGCAGGGAAAGAUUGUAAAAUUGAUAGAAACUGUAACUAAAUGCCUGAUUCGUCUGAAAGAGAUUGCUCUUCGGCCGGAUCCUUUGUCUACUCCAGACUACAUUGACCUGCUGAUAGAGUCAGAAAAACAAGAGGCCAAGCCUGGAUUGCAGCAGCGUAUCCAAGAGUUACAGGAACUCAGGGAAGGAGCUGAUCUUGUGCAGAAAGUGGCAGAAAACAUUGCACUUGGGACAGAGGCAUCAGGCAAGGCACCGCUGCCCUGCGAGAAAGACUUGUCUCUGCAGCUGCUGUAG